AUGGGUGAGAUCCCAAAAAUCCUCUGGAUUGGAAGUACGGUGGUAUACUUCAAAUUUAUCCUAUCGCAUAAGAUUACAAAAUUACUCAUAUAA
Molecule: messenger RNA, 93 nt
Organism: Sclerotinia sclerotiorum 1980 UF-70
Lineage: Eukaryota; Fungi; Ascomycota; Leotiomycetes; Helotiales; Sclerotiniaceae
Exons: 2
Coding region: 1-93 (30 amino acids)
Source: RefSeq, a predicted model, not a curated record